AUGGCGGUUUUAAAAAUAUUGAUACUCAUUAAUCUAUGUUUGGUUGUAUUUGCACGUGAAAGAUAUUAUUGCAGUCAUGAAUCUGCGUUGAAACUGUUAAAGAGACCGACUUACGAAUUCUCAAUAAGGAUUCUGGAUAGAGUGUCACAUGAAACCGGUGCCCAUUUUGUGUUCUCGCCACUGUCAACAUGGCUGCAGCUUACGAUUUUAGCGGAAGGUGCGAGAGGAAAUACCUUGAAUGAGAUCUGGAAGGUCACAAGACAUCAUCGAAUGCGGUGCUUCCGAAGGAAGUUACGUGAUAUCUUGAACUCGAUGGAUGAAGAACUAAAACUGAUGAGUAAGAGAUCCAGCGUGAUCAUUGUAGAUAAACUUCUCGAAGUGAAAGAUUCAUUCAAGAAGGAAGUGGAGAAGUUGCAUGGGGUCAAAAUUUUGACCUUGAACUUUAAUGAUCCCGAGAAAGCGGCUUCUGAAGCUAAUGCUAUUAUGGAAGCAGACAUGGGAGGCGUUAUCACUGAAGCGGUUUACCCAAAUGAUUUUAAUUUUACUGUUUUGCUAAUGACAGAUAUAACGUAUUUCAGAAGCGAUUGGAAAUAUCCCUUCAAUCGAGCGUAUACUACGAUAGAACCGUUCUAUUCAGAGCAAGGUGUGAAGCUGGGUGAUGUGAGAAUGAUGAACCAAGUCGCGUAUUUCCAUUUAGUUGACGUGUCGUUGAUAAAUGCUAAAAUCUUAGAACUACCUUGCAGCGCCGACGAUAGAGUUGCAAUGUUAGUAUUCCUACCCACUGAAGGUUCGAUAUCCGAUAUUUUUUUUUCACUAAACGCUUUAAGAUUGACGACAAUUUUUAAUUUAUACAAACAAAGAGGGAUGCAGUUAGUAAAAGUGAAGUUACCCAGGUUCAAGAUAAUAACAGAUGUAGAUACGAUACCAGAGUUGGUGUACGAUAUGGGGGUGAAGAGAAUUUUCUACCCCCACUUGGCCGAUUUGAGCGGUAUAAGCGAUUACAGGGUGCAUGCGUCUUUGAUGUCUCAAAUAGCGGAUAUAGAGGUGACAGAAGAAGGAAUCUCGGCCAAAUCUGUUGCGGAGUUUCUUCUUACCGAUAAUAAAGCGGUUGAGUUUAACGCAAAUCAACCAUUUGCUUUUCUUGUCGUAGAUAAGAAGACAGAGAUGAUUCUAUUCGCUGGAAGCUAUAAUGCACCGUCACUGUAUUAA
Parnassius mnemosyne (clouded apollo) is the source of this 1209-nucleotide messenger RNA. Lineage: Eukaryota; Metazoa; Arthropoda; Insecta; Lepidoptera; Papilionidae. The record is from the annotation of a GenBank genome assembly.